Molecule: messenger RNA, 4216 nt
Organism: Peromyscus eremicus (cactus mouse)
Lineage: Eukaryota; Metazoa; Chordata; Mammalia; Rodentia; Cricetidae
Gene: Slc22a12
Product: solute carrier family 22 member 12
Exons: 6
Coding region: 747-1856 (369 amino acids)
Source: RefSeq, a predicted model, not a curated record
GAGAUCUGAUGUCUCUGAUCUGACUGAGCCAAACUGUGUUUCUUUCUGCCCUGAUCUGAGCAUCUUUCCCUAGUUCUGGGCUCCAGGGUCAGGGUGGGUUUCUUUAGCCAGUCCCUUUUCCCUACAGCGAGGCCUCCCAGCCACCUCGCCUGGGUUAGAGCACAGCAUAGUCAUGAGGUCCCUGUAAGGUGGGCAGGAGCCCUGAGGGCUGACAGCCCCCAACACCCUUAGUGGCAGGAUUAGGCCCCAGGUCUUGCCAAACAGAGGCCAGGGCCAUGAGGGCAGGUGGAGGAAGAAGUUGAAGCUUUCAUUUGCAAUGCCGUUGGCCUGGUUAAACUUUGAAGAAAUGAUUACUAAACCUUUUUCUAUUAAAUGACUCCUAGUCACACUUUAAUUCUAGUCAGAGUGACUUCUCUCUCCCCCUCCUUGCUUCCCGAGCCUGUUUUUUGCUUUUUGUUUUUCUCUUUCUGGGAGCCAGGGUCUGCUGUGUCUCUGAGAGGACCCCGAGGCCUGCAGAUUACAGCAGAGGGUUCCAGGUCUGAGGGUGAGCCGCCCCUAAAAACAGCCAGCAGGCAGAUACCAAGGAGCCUUGGUCGGCUCUGACUGGGUGACACAGUGUCCUGACGUGCACCCGGAAAGAUGGGCGUGGGCAGAGCUGUAGGGGAAGGAGGCUCAUCGGACUGACCGGGGGUCCCGGGCCGGCCUCUGUGAACUGGCAGUUGCAUGGUGAUACCCAGGAGAAAUCCAUGGGGUUUUCUGAACUCCUGGACCGAGUAGGGGGCCUGGGCAGGUUCCAGGUCCUCCAAACCGUGGCUCUGGUGACCCCCAUUUUGUGGGUCACCAGCCAGAACAUGCUGGAGAACUUCUCAGCUGCUGUGCCCCGCCACCGCUGUUGGGUGCCCCUUCUGGACAACAGUACUGCCCAGGCAAGUGUCCCCGGGGACUUUGGGCCCGAUGACCUUCUGACCGUCUCCAUCCCCCCUGGCCCUGCUCAGCAACCCCACCAGUGCCUCCGCUUCCGUCAACCUCAGUGGCAGCUUAUGAAGACCAACACCACGGCCACCAACUGGAGUGAGGCCGACACUGAGCCGUGUGAGGACGGCUGGGUCUAUGACCGCAGCGUCUUCACGUCCACGAUCGUGACCACAGUCUUGCGGUCAGCCACGCAGGAGGAGCCAAGUGGGGACCAAACCCGCGCCACGAUAGGCACCCUACUCCACACACCUAGGCUGCGCCUUCGAACCUUCGUCUCCAUGCUGUGCUGGUUUGCCUUCGGCUUCACCUUCUACGGCCUGGCCCUCAACCUGCAGGCCUUGGGGAGCAACAUCUUCCUGAUCCAGGUGCUCGUCGGGGUUGUGGACCUCCCGGUGAAGAUAGGCAGCCUGCUGCUGCUCAACUACCUAGGCCGACGUCUCUGCCAGGCCAGCUCCCUGGUGCUGCCAGGACUCUGCAUCCUGGCCAACAUACUGGUGCCCCACGAGAUGGAGGUCCUUCGCUCGUCCUUGGCUGUGCUGGGGCUGGGGUCACUGGGGUCCGCCUUCACCUGUGUCACCAUCUUCAGCAGUGAACUCUUCCCCACUGUUCUCAGGAUGACAGCUGUGGGCCUGGGCCAGGUGGCAGCCCGAGGGGGAGCCAUCCUAGGGCCUCUGGUGCCGCUGCUAGGUGUCUAUGGCUCCUGGCUGCCCCUGCUGGUGUAUGGAGUGGUGUCAGUGCUAAGUGGCCUGGCUGCACUGCUCCUGCCUGAGACCAAGAACUUACCACUGCCCGACACCAUUCAAGACAUCCAGAAACAGUCAGUGAAGAAGGUGACACAUGACAGAGCAGGCCAGUCCACCCUGAUGUCUACAUGGCUGUAGCCUCCUGAGAGUCUAUGACAGGACUGGAGGAGGAGGACCAUGGUGACCAAGACAGGAGGAGAAGAUAGAGAGGGAGAGGGAAAGGAAAGGGUAGAGCUGGCGAUGGCGGGAAAGGCGCCCGCCGCCAGGCCCGACCAUAGGAACUCCAUUCCCGGGACACACACGGGCUGAUAGGAGAGAGCUGACUGCCAAAGCUGUCUUCCGACCUCCACAUGGACAGUGACCCCUCCCCCAGUGAUACACACAAAUAAAUAAUUUAAUAAAAAGGGGGGAGAAUGAAAAGGAGGAAGAAGAGAAGGAGAAGGAAAGAGAAAGAGAGAGUAAGGAAGGAGGAAGAGGAGCAGGAAGAAGGAGAGGAGGGAGAAGAGGAGGGGAUGAGGGAAGAGGAGGAGGAAAGGAUGGUUCUUCUAUCCCCUGCCGACAGCCACGGGAAGCAAAGAGCUCCGUUUCCAGGGGUCCCUUUAGAGGGCUGCCUUUCUGGACCUCCCUCUAACAGAGUUUGAGUGACAGAGGCUGCCCCAAACACUGCCAUUACCGACUCCCCCAUGAGGCUGCACACCAGAGAGAGGCCGAGGCCCCGGGACACGUCCCACUGCUCACUGCCCCAGCUGCCCCAGGACUCAGAACUGACCAUCCUCUUCUUUAGUUCAGCACAAGCGCAGGGGUCUCAGCUUCUCAGUGUCACUGAGGCCCUUGGUCAGCUGACCUGACCUCUCUCCAACUCUCCCCACUCCAGUCACGUGCCUAUCAACAAGCUCUGCCUGGGUCUUCUUCCUGCCUUCCCACUUGACACUCUCCUAAGCCUUUCAGACCCACCCUGGGGCCUUCCUUCCAAGGUUCAGGGCCAGCCCAUGACUCUGGUGGCAUUGUAUCCAUGGUUAGGGCUACACAUCUGCCUCUUCUCACCCUCCAGCAAGUAAGUUCCCUGAGGGUCACUGGUCCCCUGCCCCACAUCCUCACUCAUGCAUAGAGCCUGUUGGAAGGUGGGAUGAGGGACUGGCUAAAGAGAAAAUUAAAUGAAUGACAGCCUCUCCUGGGCGCCUGAGGAUCUGCAAGAGUCUACAGGGUAGGAGGAAGGCCUUCUCACCAUAGACUUUCCCAAGGUUGGCUUUCCUGUGUUCUGGACCAGGUUUGGGGCCGCUGUUACCAGCCCCUUUCAUGGUCCUUCUCACAUCAUAGCUCUCUGCAUCUUGUGAUGUACUAUCCUUUCUCACAGAUGGGACAACUGAGGCCUGGGGAAACAGACUGCCCAUAACACAGUCUCUGUCUGUACGUCUCCUGAGCCCUGCCCUGGCCACGGUGCCAUCUAGGAAAAUAGGAAUGCAUGCAACAAGACCUCUGUCCCUCUCAAAACCAGCCAGGACUCUGGGUUCUGCUGGGACUGCUCACAAGAAAGGCCAUGCAGUGUCCCAGAGACAGUGUGCUGCUCAGUGGCUCAGUAGCUGGCCCACCAGUCCGCAUCCACCUGUGUGGCGGCUCUCAGGUACCUCACAAAAGGCUGCAACACACACGUGUACACAUGUGUACACAUGACAAAAGGUGGGUGGGAAACAGAAACAGACCUGCCUGACAUGUUGGUCCUGCAGGCUUGCUCCUCAGCUGCAGCUCCUGAGCCUCUGGGAGAUUAUGUCCUUUGGCCAUUUACACACACACACACACACACACACACACACACACACACACACACUUCCUAGUGAUACUCCCCAGACAGAGGGUAGAUUAUAUUUAUACCACCCGAUGUCUCAGGACAUCUGUUCUGUCACUCCAGAACUGGCUGCAUUUUAUUUUUUUUGGGGGGGGGGGGCGGCUACAGGAUGCCUAGAAGCUUCCAGAAGGCAGAGCUCAGCAGAGAGAGGGAUCCUUCUCUCUCCCACAGUGUUCUGGCUCCACAAACAGACAGAGAUGUUCCUCCAUCCAUAUUCGGAAUGGCCACCCCGGUCAGGACAAAGGGUUCUGUCACUCUAAUGAGUGACAGCAUCAGUGUGUCUGAAGAGUCACCUGACAAAAGGCAGUGGCUGAACUCGGGCUGUUGCCCAUACCCAUUUGAGAUAUGCCCUCUUUUUUAUGCCUACUGUGGGAGUUUCUAACCUCAAAGCUGUUGGGAUUCCAACAGUGGAGGAGCCAAGAGAACCUUUUGGAAAGGUAAACUGAGCCAAUAGCCACAUCCAGAAACCUUUCUUUAGAAAACAAAGCCCUUGAGCGACAAGUCUUGAUUCAGAGAGGCAGAUGGAGUCCCAGUUGCAUGGCAACCAGCACUAAUGAAGCCAUCCUUUCAACCCCUACAACAUAUCCUGCCUCAGUCAGGGUCACUGUAAAGAUUGAUUGCUGGAGUAAGAGUAAAGCCGUCCCUUCCCUUGUCA